AUGGCAAGUAUAUCCAUAUCACAAAGUGCCUCCGCCAGACUCGACACAAGGUUAAGGUAUAGACGACAAGACGCUGAACCUGAUCAAGGUACAAAUGAUAAUGAAGCCACAAGUACAGGUACCACUGAAGAAUCAACUACCGGUGCAGUAGCAGCAGCAACAGUUAUACUUAAUGAUGGUACAACAAUUGUCUUACCACCUGGAACUACAGCUACAAUUGUUGCUGAUGAUCUAACAACGACUGCUGCUAGUACCACCGAAAAAGAUGAAACAACUACAGCUGGAACCAGUCCAGAAGAUACCACUAUCGAUGGUACUACAACAGAAGCAGCAACAUCUACUGAUGUCACCCUUGAAGCAUCAACUACUGCUGAAAGUACUACUGAUGCACUUACGACAGGAACUGAUGAUCAAACAACAGAAGAAGAAACAACAAUUGAUAUAACUACUAAUACGCAGGAAACAACAACUGGUGAUGAUGCUACAACCGAGAGUGUUACAACUCAGACUGGUACUACUGAUGAUGCUUCGACCGUUAGUGAUACUACUGGGACUGGUAGUACCGAUGGUACUACGACCGAUGGUGCUUCGACUGAUGGUUCUUCGACUGAUAUUUCUUCGACUGAUGUUUCUUCGACCGAUGGUACUAG
Rotaria sordida is the source of this 650-nucleotide messenger RNA. The record is from the annotation of a GenBank genome assembly. Lineage: Eukaryota; Metazoa; Rotifera; Eurotatoria; Philodinida; Philodinidae.